Molecule: messenger RNA, 2501 nt
Organism: Stylophora pistillata
Lineage: Eukaryota; Metazoa; Cnidaria; Anthozoa; Scleractinia; Pocilloporidae
Biological process (GO): positive regulation of transcription by RNA polymerase II
Cellular component (GO): transcription factor TFIID complex
Molecular function (GO): protein heterodimerization activity; p53 binding; transcription factor binding
Source: RefSeq, a predicted model, not a curated record
UCAGAAGACCACUUAGAUAUCCAAGGGCUUAGGGAAAUUUACCAUAUAUAAUAGGCUAUUUUCCCUUUGUAAACUAUUUAGAGUGAAACUAAUAGCAAAUGAAUGCGUGGGAGAAUUUAAAUUGAGAAUUUUUUUGGCCUUUUUCACUAUGUGUGACGGAUUUAAUCACGGUGCUCUUCAGAUAGCGGUGGCCCAGAUUUGCCAGUCCAUGGGCUGGGAUGCCCUACAGAAGUCAAGCCACGACCUGUUGACCGACGUGUUACAGAAAUAUCUAGAGGAGAUAGCCAAGUCAGCGCACGGAUACUCCCAGAUAUACUCAAGAACUGAGCCAAACUUAGAUGACCUAAACCUUGCCUUUCAAGAUAUCGGUGUUUACCUCGGGGAGCUAGAAGACUUUGUGACCCAGGUAGACCAAGUUCCAUUUAUUCACCAGUUGCCACAGUAUCCCAAGCCAAAACCUUGUGUCCUCCAUCAUCCACAUAAUGGAGAGAUUUCAGAGAGACUGGAGCAGUACUAUGACUACUUGCCUCCCUUGGUCUCAAAGCUUCUUCAAAUUGAAGAUGAAGAUAAAGCAACAACAGCAGAAGAUGCAGACACAGUUGAUGCAGGAGAAGAACCAACAAGUGCAGAAGGAUACGUGAGGAAGGAAAUCAAGACAGUAGCUGAAGAAACUUCUAGUGAACAUGUUGCUGUUAAGAGACCUCUUGACAUGCCCCCAGGGCUUGAAAAUGAAACAAAAAAGAGACGUGUGGAUCUACCUUUCAUACAGAAGGGAAACAGGGGAAAUGAGAUGGACAUUCUUGAAGCACUGCAAGGAAACUUAUCCUCCCCUUCGCCAACUCCAUCACCAGACAUUUGGAACUCGGCAAAAACAUUUGAGAUCCCUCCAGCAUCAAGUAUUUCUUCCAUAACUGCUACUCAUUCCGUAGAAAAAGUCACAACUUCUAAGGCCACUGUAAAACCAAAACAAGGGGAGAAAAAGGCAGCUGUUGGGAGCAAAGAAGCAGGAAAGGAACCAGGGGUAAAAGCUAAAUCAAGCCCAAAAAAGAAGCCCAAGCCUGCUAAAAACACAGCUAGUCCUGCAAAGAAACCUGCCACGUCAAAAACACCUCCAAAACCAAAAACAACAAAGGAUAAAUCACCAUCACCGAUGAAAUCACCUAUUCCAAAACCAAAGAGUUUGACUCCUGUGGAAACUGAAUCUAUAACAGAGAGCUCUUCAAAGAAAAUUAAAGCUACUCCAAAGAAAGAGAAAAAACCAGCAAACAAGCCCAAAAAACCUGUUACCAAGACAUCCUUGACACUGGCAGCUUCUGAGACAGCUAAAGAAAACAUUGAAGUUAAAGAAAGCAUGCCAAAAUUAAUUAUAAAACCCAUCAAGAAGGAAACUGAUGCUGAGCAUCAGUUUACUGUGUCUGAAUUCCUACCUCCUGAUAAUGCAGCAGUAAAAGAGAAAUCAGGAAAUAAGAAUUCAAAACCUAAGGCAGGUCCUACCAAAAAACCAAAAGUGAAAAAAGAAAAGGAUAAAAUCACUGAGCCCUCAGUCAAAAAGGAACCCAAAGAAUGGAGCACUCCCUCUACCAGUGAGGGACUCAAAUUUUCCAUGGCAGAUUUUGCAGCUGCAGCUGCAGAAAGAAAUUUGCCAGGAAAUGUUUUAAUAGACCCAGCACUGGAACACAAGAAGAAAAAGAAAAAAAGGAAAGAAAAGGAUAGGGAUAAAGAAAAGAAAAAGGAUAAAAGCAAAAAGCUGAAGACAGAACCUUCCCCAGAAUUGCCAUUUCCCUCACCCAUCCCUCGUAUCACUGUGAAAUUAGACACUCCAUCUAAUUCAGCAUCAUUAACAGCUACAGGGGCAAGCAAGAUAGAACCUUUACCAUGGGAUUUUGGAAAAGGAAGUUCAGAAAAACUCUUCUCUUCCACUGUAAGCAGUCAAGCCAUUGACAGAGCAGGUCCUUCAAAGGUCUCAAGCAAACAGGAAGCUGUUACAACUACAGCCUCAGCUACCACCACCGCUUCCCCUGCACCCAAGUUAACAAUUAAAAGUGAACAACUGGAAAGAACAGUUGUGUCACAGACACUGUCAACCACAUGUGUUCAUGGAUACUCUAGAGAGUACUUUUGUCCCGUGUGUGAUGAACCUGACGAUGGCACUUUCAUGAUUGGCUGUGAUGGAUGUGACGAAUGGUUUCAUGGCCGAUGCGUUGGAAUAAUAGAAGAUCCCGGAGACGUAGAUUGGUAUUGUUCCUCUUGUCUGGCCAAAAGGGAUAAAGAUAAUAAAGACAAACAGAAGAAGAAGAAAAAGAAGAAAAGUAAAGAAAAGGCAAAGUAGCUCGUCAGAAGUUGAGAUUCCUAGAUCUUUAAAUUUUGUCCAAAUGCAAAUGUAACUGUUUAACGUCAAUGCCGCGUCUGGAACUUAAUUUCUCUUAAGAUCACAAAUACAUAUUCUUCCAAUUCAGUGUUUUGAGUGCCUUUGUGUUGUAAAUAAAUGGAGUUUUAUCGAU